Molecule: messenger RNA, 1358 nt
Organism: Annulohypoxylon maeteangense
Lineage: Eukaryota; Fungi; Ascomycota; Sordariomycetes; Xylariales; Hypoxylaceae
Product: glutaredoxin
Exons: 2
Coding region: 230-1000 (256 amino acids)
Molecular function (GO): 2 iron, 2 sulfur cluster binding
Source: RefSeq, a predicted model, not a curated record
CGCCAUUGGAUUGCAGUUGUUAGCUCCCCAAUAGCGCCACGUCCAGCCCACCUUUAGUUACCACCGAAACCUUACAGUAAACCCGGCGCAUUCAUCGGAGGGGCAAAUCACGUUUCCAUCCCAAAAAAACACAAACAGUCCUUCUUUGAAACCCGAAUCUAAGACCUACGAUUCCCUUUUCAUCUCUCGAAUAAGACACACGAAAAAUCCCCUCGAAUCGACGAGAAACAUGGCGCCUUUGACGGAGAUCACAACCCUCGACGAGUGGCAAGCCCACGUCGGAUCCCUUCCCUCGUCUACCCUCCUCAUCGUCUACUUCUACGCCCCGUGGGCAGCGCCGUGCACGCAAAUGCGCACCGUCCUCGAGGCCCUCAAAGACGAGCUGAAGGAGCCGGCCAGCUGGGUAUCGAUCAACGCCGAGGACCUCAGCGACGUGUCGGAGAUGUACGACGUCAUGGCCGUGCCGUACGUCGUCCUGCAACGCAACGACCAAGUCAUCGAGAGCAUCAGCGGCAGCAACGCCGCUGUCGUCCGCACCGCCAUCGAGAAGCAACUCAAGUCGAGCUCAGGCCAGCCCCAGACCAACGGCACCUCCGCCACCACCAACAACGGGGACGCCAGCUCCGCAGACAAGAUGGCCGUCGAUGACGAGCUGUCCCCCGAGGAGGAGCUGAACAAGAGACUAGCUGGCUUGGUCAAGGCCGCGCCUGUCAUGCUGUUCAUGAAGGGCACGCCUAGCGCGCCGCAGUGCGGCUUCUCCCGCCAGAUGGUGGCGAUCCUGCGCGAGCGCAGCGUCAAGUACGGCUUCUUUAACAUCCUGGCCGACGACGACGUGAGGCAGGGUCUGAAGAAGUUCGCGGACUGGCCGACGUACCCGCAGCUGUGGGUUUCGGGCGAGCUGGUUGGUGGACUGGACAUCGUCAAGGAGGAACUAGAGGGCAACCCGGAUUACUUCAAACAGUUUAGUGUACUCAAGGAGGACGAGGCUGCGGCAGCAUGAACCUAGACGUCUGUCUACACCUAUGAUAAGAAUGAAUUCCGGUUGACGAUAGGGGCUAUGAUUGACCUACCUAUAAGGCCGGGGAUGCUGAUGAAUGACUUGAAAUGUGCGGCCGCGGGGUAAAGGGGGUAGGAAUCGGCGCAACACAAUGAAUACUCUUAUGGAAUGGGGUAUCAAGGGCCAUACGGCUUAUGCUUCGGCGUUUACGUUAGGUAUUCGAUGGGAUUCACGUGUCUCCCCUGCGUAGCUAGGGUUCGGUAGGAUCUCAAGGUUGAUGCGGUUAACAUACCGAGGGACCUUGCUGGAAACUACAGAUAGCUUCGCAUAUCAUGAUCACAAUACGAAUAAAUUGACCAAA